This is a messenger RNA of Cotesia glomerata, 1191 nucleotides long. Its product is annotated as protein FAM210A. The record is from RefSeq and is a predicted model, not a curated record. Gene Ontology annotation, cellular component: mitochondrion. Bases 286 to 978 code for a protein of 230 amino acids. The transcript is spliced from 6 exons. Lineage: Eukaryota; Metazoa; Arthropoda; Insecta; Hymenoptera; Braconidae.
CGUUUUAAAAGAAAAAUACUUAACCUUAAAUCGUAUUCGAAAAAUUAUGUCCGUACAAUAAAUAGAAAUAUCUGAGUAAUUACAUGAAGCAACUUUAUAUUUAUCAAAUUACCAGUAAUUAGAGUACAAAAAUUGUUUUUGAAUAAAUAUUCAAAUGACAAGUUCAACAGUAACCUGACUGACGUUUUAUACAAAUAUAAACCAUCUGGGUGAUGUAAUAAAUAUUAAACAACAAUAAUAAAUCAAUAGGACAAUAAUUAAAUUAAAUAUAUUUUAUUUUAAAUAAUGGAAGUAAUGAUCAGAAGGACUUCAGUAAUAAAUAGUUUAUUAAUUAAAUCUUAUUUUAAUUUACGGUCACUGUCAAAUUACCGAGUGUGUGCUUGUUAUAGUAAUUUUAAUAAUUCCAAUCAUGAUACAACAAGGCAUAGGACAUCUAAUAAAAAUUUUUCGUUGAAUUUAUUGACAAAUAUAAACCCUGUUAUAUACAAUAGACAAUUGCUCCAAAAAUUUAGCAAUGCCAGUGUUGAGGAUAAGAAAAAAGAUGAACAAGUUGACACGAGCAAUGAAGGACCAUUGGAAAAAUUUAAGAAACUGAAUGUCUUUCAAAAAAUGAAACAAUUGUUUAAAGACUACUGGUAUAUUAUGGCUCCAGUACAUAUUGCGACGUCAACUGUUUGGGUUGUCAUUUUUUAUGCGGCUGCCAAAAAUGGUGUAGAUGUAAUUCCAAUAAUGGAGUAUUUGAUGAUACCUGAUAAAUAUAUUGACUUAAUAAGAAACUCCGGUGCUGGUCAUUGGGCUGUAGUUUACGCAAUGUAUAAAUUAUGUACUCCAAUAAGAUAUACAGUUACUGUUGGUGGAACGACAAUGGCAAUAAGGUAUCUCGACAAAAUGGGCUAUUUAAAAUUCAAGCGGCCAUCAGCUCAGAAUAUUCGCAGCGUCAUCAAGCAAGUGCAGCAUCGCAUUCAAAAAAAAAACUGACUCAGUUGAUUCCAAAAUUAACAGAAACUGACAAAGAGAAAAUCCGUAAUAAAAUUUAAUUUAUUAUUGCUAUUAAUAUUAUUAAUUGUGUAAUAAUUGAUUAAUUAUUAUAAUAUAAGAAUGUAAGAGUAAGAAAUGAAAUAGAUUGUGAAAAGAAUGACGUAUAAAUGUAAAAAAAAGUUAUUAAUUAAUUAAAUAUGUGAAUAUGUUUAA